Molecule: messenger RNA, 1264 nt
Organism: Lycium barbarum (goji berry)
Lineage: Eukaryota; Viridiplantae; Streptophyta; Magnoliopsida; Solanales; Solanaceae
Product: protein SMALL AUXIN UP-REGULATED RNA 51-like
Exons: 1
Coding region: 347-829 (160 amino acids)
Biological process (GO): response to auxin
Source: RefSeq, a predicted model, not a curated record
AGCUUGUGAGCCAAGAGGCUUAUAUCAUAUCUUUGCUAGAAAUUCUCGUUCUCCACUCCUAAUACCUUAAUGAGUGUUUCUUAAACAGUCAUGAGUAGUAGUAGUACCUUUUCCUUUCUUUUCUCGGAUGUUCCAAAUUUGCAGUAAAUUAUUAUAUAACCUUCUUGUAUGAACAUAUCUCAUUUGUGUAAACAUGAGCAAUACCAUGAGGCCAAGAAUGAAAGUCAUGUUUUACUUGGUUUAUGACAGAGGUUAGAUUACUAAACCCUAGAGCUAGCUUCUACAUGCUUAAUUUUCUCUCCUAUUAGUAUAUAAUAAUUUCUGUAGUACAGUAUUAAGAAAAAAGAUGGAGUUUGACAAGUUAUGUGGGAAAUCAAAGAAAGGAUUAAUCACCAAAACAUGGAAGCGAUGCACAUCUUUUGGAAGUUUUGGUCGGAAAAAUAAUCAACAUUCACCAAGCAUCAAAAGUAAGUCAUGGACAGAAGGCCUUAGUACAGGGACAGGGAAAAAAAAUCGAGUUGUUCCCGAAGGUUGUUUUUCUGUCUAUGUAGGACAUCAGAGACAGAGAUUUGUAAUCAGAACAAAAUAUUUGAAUCAUCCACUGUUUAGGAUGUUGCUUGAAGAAGCUGAGUCAGAGUUUGGUUACAGUAGUGAAGGUCCUUUGUUUCUCCCUUGUGAUGUUGACAUAUUUGAAAAGCUUUUGAUGGAGAUGGACGACUCUGAUGAGCUUGAUCAUCGUAGCGGUUGCAGCUUUGCUGCGAAGACUCAUGACUCCUAUUAUCGCCUUCUUAGUCCUACAACAUCUGCUUUCAAUAAGUUUUCCUUCUAAUUAAUUGAGGGUUGAUUUCUCAAUGGUCACUCAAUUAGCAAUUACUAUAUCACAAAGUCACAGUUCUUCUUGAUUUCAAUUUUCUUCGACAAAAAAGGUGACUUUCUGAGAUAAUAACUAUUACUUGAGUAAUCGUAUGAGAAAUUAAUUCAAUUAAUCAACCAGCAAGGUGAAAAAGAUAUGAUGAGUAGUGGGUUUUAUGACGACUAUUUAGUUCCUUUGUUUUUAAGUUUUUGCAAAGAGCUUUUGGUUCCUGCUAGAACUUCUUUUAUUACCGUCGUCUUCUGUAAAAUUUGCAGUUGUUCUAGGCAGAUGGGCAUGCUGGACUGUAUAUGCUGCCAUGCAGAAACAGUAGUUGUGUGGUUUUUGUAUUUUGAUUGGUGUAUUUUAAGUCUGCGGUGUUUGAAUCAUAAUAUAAUGUUGCCAGUUUUAGUA